AUGCUUAUGAAGCUGUUUCACUGUAUCAUUAUCUCUAAAAGAUUGUUUCUCAAGAGGAGCCGCCAUUCAGCGGUUGCCGGUCGAUCUUCGACGAAAUCUACACUCUACAGUUCACUCUCACUUCUCCUUCAGAAGAAGGGAAUUGGGAGUUAGAUGAUUGCUUUCAGAUAUCUAUUCUUCAGAGUUGAUCGUGUUUGGAAAGCCGCAAAUGCAUACGUUCUUUCUGAGCCCGUAGGAAACAUUCAGGGGUAUUCUGCCUAUCAUGGUGUGAGUCAUGCUUGGAGAAUGGGUAGGAAAAAGGGUGGUCCAAAUUCUAUAGACAGUCGCAAGAAGCAGAAAGCAUUUUCCUCUGUAUGGAGGCCUGUUUGUACCCAGUCUUCUGCACGUGAAGAUGUUCCAAAAUCAGAAGAAGGCAAAUCAUUGAGUGAGUUGACUGGUCCAUCAAAUUCUAGAGAGUUGCAAUAUAACCUCCAAAAAGAAGUUUUAGAAGAAAAUAUUUCAACUUUUUCUGCAAAUGUGAGAGGGGAGAUCUUGCCUCAGGAUCAGUUUAAUAGUAGUGAGACCAAGCCCGGUGAGAUGAUUCACGAAGUUCAAAUUAAAGAAGACAGUGCUUUUGGGUCAGAGGCAGAAGAAAAUGUCCACUUGGCCAGUAAGACAGAAAGGCAUUCAAUUUCAGUUGAGGUAGCUGCUUCCCUGAUUCGUUUCAUCGAAGGAAAAGGAGGAUCUACACAGAAACAAAUUGAGGAAGAAAUGGGAGUAAAAAUUGUAUUUCCCUCAUCUAAGAAGGAGAACUCCAUUACCAUUGAAGGCGUUUCUGUGGAAAGUGUAACUAAAGCCUCAGAAAAAGUACAAGUUAUACUGGAUGAGGCAGUUAAAAGCCCAAAUCUGGAUUAUUCUCACUUUGUAUCACUUCCAUUGGCUAUCCACCCUGGACUGGUGGAUAAGCUUAUAAAUUUUCAGAACUCCAUACUAGGAAAUACGGAUUCUAGCCUAGAGAAUCUUGAUAGUGAUUCAAGUGGAAAUACGGAUGGGGAAGAUAAGGACCAGCUGAAAGAUGAAGAAAAUAAUGUUGCAGUUACUCUUAAAGUUGAAGAUGAUAAUGAACAUGUUAAGGUGGAGAUAAAUAAAAUAGCUUUCAAGAGCUAUCCACCCAAAGCAUCAAAAUCUUCUAACCUAUCUGAUUUGGGAAUUGAGAGAUCUAUAUUUAUUAAACCAAAAACGUUUCACUUAACUGUACUCAUGCUGAAGUUGUGGAAUGAGGAACGUGUUGCUGCAGCUACUGAGGUUUUGCAGAGAAUCUCAUCUAGAGUAAUGGAUGCUUUAGAUGGAAGGCCUGUUUCUGUUAGGCUUAAAGGACUGGAGUGCAUGAGAGGUUCACUUGCAAAGGCCCAUGUUCUUUAUACUCCAGUAGAAGAAAUUGAUGGCGAGAACCGCCUUUUACGUGCUUGUCAAGUUAUUUUUGAUGCAUAUGGUGAAGCUGGUCUUGUUCUUGAGAAGGAUGCUCGGCAAAAGCUGAAGUUACAUGCGACUGUUAUGAAUGCAAGACACAGAAAAAGGAGAAAGAGAAGAAGAAAGAGUGAUUCAUUUGAUGCACGGGACAUUGUCAAACAAUUUGGUUCUGAGGAAUGGGGGGAAUAUUUGAUCCGUGAGGCUCAUCUGUCACAGAGGUUUGUAUAUGAUGAUGAUGGGUACUAUCACUGUUGUGCUAAAAUUCAUUUUCCUGAAUUUAUGCAAGUUGAAUCUUGAAUGAUUCUCUCACCAUGGAUUCAUUUGUUCUUACAAAAACUGAACAGUACAAGUGUUAAUUGAUAAUGUUCCAUCAUGCUUGUUGCAUCUUAAAUUGUAUGAUCACCAUAUCUUGCAGACCGAAUGUUGGGUCUUAAGAUGAUAAGCUCAGGAGGAAAUGGGUUCAGAAUAACUUUGAGUUUUAGCUUAA
Messenger RNA from Nelumbo nucifera (sacred lotus), 1936 nucleotides. Its product is annotated as Putative eukaryotic LigT. Gene Ontology annotation, molecular function: RNA binding. Gene Ontology annotation, cellular component: nucleus. Gene Ontology annotation, biological process: regulation of DNA-templated transcription; DNA alkylation repair. NCBI's taxonomy places the organism in Eukaryota, Viridiplantae, Streptophyta, Magnoliopsida, Proteales, Nelumbonaceae. The record is from RefSeq and is a predicted model, not a curated record.